Penaeus monodon (black tiger shrimp) is the source of this 1472-nucleotide messenger RNA. Its product is annotated as macrophage mannose receptor 1-like. The record is from RefSeq and is a predicted model, not a curated record. The transcript has 7 exons. Lineage: Eukaryota; Metazoa; Arthropoda; Malacostraca; Decapoda; Penaeidae. The coding region runs from base 19 to 1131 and encodes 370 amino acids.
AGGGCGCCUCCAUGCCGUAUGAAACGAGGAACAGCUGAUAACACAGCGCAGUAUAAAACGCCCCCGGCAGCAAUCUUCACACAACAAUCCCUGCAAUAUCUGAGAACCGUUCGUUUGUUUCCAAAGUGCAAGAUGUUUCUUUCUUUGGCUUCAGCUUUUGCCUUGUGUUCAUUCAUAGUUGCGUCAAACGGUGAACCCCUUUUGAAUUUUGCCAACUUCACUUCGGGAGACCAAUACUGUCCUGAAGGUUACUCGCUGGUGGGAAGCCAGUGCCUCAUAUUCGUCACCUUCGCAGAGGAAAAUCACAGGGAAGCGAAACAGACGUGUCACUCUCUCUCGGGGGAACUGUUGGCCAUUACUACGCCUACGCAGUUUGUGCACGUUGUAAACCAUAUCUAUGAUUACGGUUACAGUGGACGACAAUUCUGGUUGGAUGGCUCGGACGCUGAGAUGGAAGGCAACUGGGUGACUUCCUCUGGCCAAGCGGUCCCUCGAGGAACUCCCUUCUGGGCGGCCUUCCAAGAUUUCCAACAGCCUGAUAACGCUAAGGGAAGAGAGCAUUGUCUAGAGAUGGAGUCUUCCGAGUUCUUCUAUCUGAACGAUGCAGUUUGCGAAGACAAAAGCAACUUCAUAUGCCAGUACAGUUCUCAAAGGCAAGAUAAGCGAGACUUAACCACAACCACUCAAGUUCCAAAGGCAGUUCACAUGGAGGUCUAUAGUAGCCAGUGCCCAUUACUCUACGUGGAGGUCGGAGGCCUUUGCCUGAUGUUCGUCACGUGGGCGGAGGAGACCUGGCACGAGGCUCAGCAGACAUGUGGAGACUCGAGCGACCUCCUGGCCAUCACUGAUGCUGAAGUCCUAAGAGCUGUGUACCUCUACUUGCACAAGGAAAAUAUAGCAGACCAUAGCUUCUGGCUGGGUGGUUCCGAUUCAAGUGAAGGAAAUUGGGUCUAUACCACGGGAGAGGCUGUCCCUAUGGGCACACCUUUCUGGGGUUUAUAUGACGAAGUCCAAGAACCCCAAGGAGGCACCAAAGAGAACUGCCUAAUGCUCCAUUCUCCAGGUUCUUACUAUUUCCGGGACAUUUCUUGUUCAUCAAAACUGAACCCACUAUGUGUUUAUCAUGGGUAACCAGCUCUUGGACUUAAUAGUGACAGUGGAUGAGUGUAUAACAUAGAAAUAAAGCAUGAUGAUGAAGAAACUUUCCUACUUCUUAUGAUGUUCUACGUUUUGCAGCCAAUGACUUUGUAGAAUUGCGAAAUUAUUUUUUAUUCUGACGUUGAUGGCGAAUUUGUUAACAGCAGUUGACUUUAAAACCAACAUUUAAUUUUCCGUCUCUUUAAUUCCGUUUUUCAAUUUCCUUUUCUUUUCCUCUCUAUUAUUCUACUGAUACUAUUUCUUUCUUUUGCGAUAAUUCUUAGAAAAUGAGACACCAUUCUCUGUAGAAAACGAAAUAAAACAAAGAAAAAUAA